Paramisgurnus dabryanus is the source of this 6694-nucleotide messenger RNA. It is a transcript of the gene nyap2a, whose product is annotated as neuronal tyrosine-phosphorylated phosphoinositide-3-kinase adaptor 2a. The record is from RefSeq and is a predicted model, not a curated record. Gene Ontology annotation, biological process: neuron projection morphogenesis; phosphatidylinositol 3-kinase/protein kinase B signal transduction. NCBI's taxonomy places the organism in Eukaryota, Metazoa, Chordata, Actinopteri, Cypriniformes, Cobitidae.
UUGUGGAAAGCUGGAGGGAAGGAGAUCACAGAGGCAAAGCAAGAGACUGGAGGCACAGUUAGCAGAAAAAAGAGCAAGAGAGAGGGGGGAAGUGAAAGAGAGAGAGAGAAUAGAAGACAGGACAGAUGCUACAGAUGGUCUCUUUGGCUUCUGCUCAUGACGGUUGAGCUGGGUUCAGCACUGCGUGUGUGUGUGACGCGCACGGGGGUGUGUGUAUAUGUGUGUAUGACGGCAGCCGCGGCAGCAGCAGGGGACGACGGAUCAAAGCCAUUGUAGGGCAUGAUGCAUUUACCAGCCUAACGUCGCUGUAUGAACACCGUACGCGAACCCCACGCACACACAUGCGCCACGCGUGUGUGGGGACGGCACCGAUGAAACAACGCUGUGGAUUUUUCCAGAACGCCGUGUUGAGGGAGGGGACAGCCUUGGUGGCCGUAAACCAGCGAGUGCGGUUGUAGGUGGGAUAGGGUCGGACCAUUUCCGUUGGCUUACUUUAAACAUCUGGAACACCAAAGAUGGAGAUCUCCCUUUAUCCCCUCACCCUACUCUUCUUCACGCCAGCGUGUGUUUCCUCUGAGCCGCGUCGCUGUCGCCGGGCUUGUCUGUCAGACGUGUGUGUGAGCCCCGUCGCAUCCGCAGAGGGAUUUGAGAACGUAUGGUGCUGAACAACUCACGCAGAACACACCUGGACAUCAGCUGUUCUAGGAGAACAGACACACGGAUACUUCUCUCUGCUCUACUAAAGGAUGGAUCCAGGAGAGGACGAGUGUACACGUUUCCUGCAGUACGUGGAGGACAGCGGUCUGAGGGCUUAUGAUGAGCUGGUCAUUCAAAACGCCUCUGACAUUGCACGAGAGAGCGACCGCGUCCGCAACCACACACAAUGGACAUACUUACAGGAGAAAAACCAGAAGAAAAGGCGACAGGAGGAGGCAAUCAAGAGGAUUGGCGAGGAUGUGGCCCGUGUAACAUCAGAAGGAGGUUAUGCGGGUAAACAUUUUCGAAUGGGCUUUAUGACAAUGCCGGCCCCUCAGGACCGUAUUUCUCCUUCCUGUGGGCCUGGCUUUACCGUACGCUCACAGUCUCUGCACUCGGUGGGUGGGAGUGAGGACGAGGGAAGCCCCACGUCCCGAAAACAGCCCCCUCCUAAACCUAGACGAGACCCCAAUACCAAACUCAGCACAUCAUCUGAGACCGUCAAUGCCGGGCUUAGCACGGGGAAGAGCGGACAGGAUCUGGAGAAAUGUGAUGCAUCUAAAUCCCGCCCAUGCAGCGAGGAAUAUCGACGCAUGCCUCCGCCCAAACCCAAACGUAACCCUAACACACAGCUCAGCACAUCAUUUGACGAGUCUUACAUCCAAAACCAUGGAAGCAAGGCCAAGUCGGCCUCUCUGCCGCGACGUCAGAAAAAGAAAUCAGCAUCCCAGAAUCAAAGCCCCGCCCCUGACAGCGAUGAAGAGGCGGAGCCUGUUUAUAUAGAAAUGGUGGGGAAUAUUUUACGAGACUUUGGUCGAAUCGAUGGAGCCAGCGGCGAAGAGGAGGAUGAUCAGGGUGAAUGCGUAUAUGAGGAAAUGAAAUACUCUGCCUACGAUGAUAUGGCGUCAUCUUUAGACCACACCCAGUCUCGCUGGGACCAGUGCCCGACUCCUUUAGUGCCAGAGGUAGAACUUACACGACCCACCACACCGCGCGGUUCACUCUGUGACAUUCCUGCACCUUUCCCAAAUCUGCUCUCCCAUCGUCCACCACUGCUAGUAUUCCCACCCGCACCUGCCCAGUGUUCCCCUAACUCUGACGAAUCCCCUCUUACGCCGCUGGAUGUCACCAAACUGCCUGUGCUAGAUAACACUGGAUAUGGCAAACCUGGAGCAUCCCCAACUACCGCUGAACCUGGACAGCAGCUGGACGCACAGCAGGUGUCUGGUAAACACCAUCACCACCACCAUCAUCAUCAUAAAAAGUCAGCUGAGACUAAGGAGCAACAGACGAUCACAGCAUCAGGCCGGUCGUCUGCACCACCCCUGCCAUCUGCGCAGUACAAAAGUGGAGGUUCAUCCACAGCGCACGGUUACCCGCGGAGCCACUCCGCCUGCCCGUCGCCUGUUAGUAUGGGCCGUGCGUUAACCCCGCUCACCUUGAAACGCCCCCCGCCGUACGAUGCUCUUAUGACCGGCACGAUUCCACGCAGUGCGUCUGGAGUUCCGCCUGGAUCACGUGAAAGCGGGCGGCUCUCGAACUCAUCCAGCACGCAUGGGGGUUCGAUGCAAAACGUUUCCACGGCAUCCUGUUCGGGAGGGUCCAGCUCAGGGUCGGGAGGUCGAGGCAGUCGUACGCCAACCAGUCCACUGGAUGAGCUUAGCAACCUGUUCACCUCUGGACGAAACAUGCUGAAGAAAGGAUCUGGAGGACGCAAAGGGAAAGAGGCAGCAGAUGGUGAAAGUAAAGGCAGAAGUGACAGCAGAGAAAGAGCUCUUCAUAGUUCUUCUCCAAAAUCACAAGAUUGGGAAACACCCACAGGACAAUCAGCCACACCCACCGCCACGCCCAGUCGAUUUGGCCGCUCCUCUAUCAGCCCGACCACUAUGCUUGGGGAAACAAAAGGCGGAUGUAAACUAGGUCGCUCUGCCUCCACAUCCGGAGUCCCAUCCCCUGUGGGAACGCCCCAAAGACACGCCCCUGACCCAUCUGGAAGCCCGUGCCAGAUGCCCCCAAUGCCAUGGGCAUGUGGGGACAGCACCAUGAUGGAGAUGAUCGAGAAGAAACGUCACCUGUGCAAGGAGAUUAAAGCCAGACAGAGACCUCCAGACAAAGCUUUGUGCAAGCAGGACAGCAUGCCCAUCCUCCCCAGCUGGAAGAAGACUAACGGGGGAAAGAAAUUCGGUCCCCCUCCAUAUUCCACCCAAACCACUGUAUUCUGGGACACUGCUAUAUAAUGGUGUGCAGCCAUGGAGAUGCACAGACACGCUGGCCAGGGGGCGUGUCCAAACAGUGAUUGACGGCUAGCAGGAACAAAAAAAUAUGUGAAGGCUUAUCAAAUCUCCCUGGUUUCCUAUCGUUGUUUAUAUUUGAUAUUUUUAUAUUGGAAAUUACUGUCUUAAUAUUAAAUAUGCUUAGCGGUUUUAUAAAGAGGAACUCUCUGAAUGAUAAGAAAACAGAUUGAAAAUAUUACACUUUUUCCCAUUGUCCUCUUUGAAAUGUUAUUUUUAUUUAUUUCUUUUUUGGGGUGUUUCUAUAUUUGACACUCAUCUGUGUGUCUGGGGAAAUAAUCUUAUAAUGUGUGGUGAAAUAUGUGCAGUAACUCCAUCGAGAGCAUUGUUUUUUUGCCUAUGCAUCGGGUUAAUUGGCAUGGAUGGCAUUUUUGUUGAUAAUGUAUGAGUUUAUUUGAAAAUAAUAUAUUUUUGGUGUCUGUAUUUUAAAUGUCAGAUUGUGGUUGUGUUCAGGCUGUUGUUCCUAUGAUUUCUGGGUUGGACUUGAAGGUGAUUGGCUGGAUAAGGUCGUGGGUUUGAUUGGUUGGAUAGGAGGGUGAUCUUAUCCAUCUUUUUAUACAGUAGGUGGUUGGUCAGAUCAACUGUGAAAAACUGGCAGGUGCAUUCAAAUGUGAGUCUUGAAAACUCACAAACACACUUAUAUCAGCUGCUCAAUGGCUCUAUUUGGUGCUCUUUCUUCUUGAAUGUUCAACUUUAUUUAACAGCUAUAUGACAGUCACACACAAGUACCUGUGAAGAACGCAACAGAUAAGCACAUAUUGGAUUGGUUCGCAUAUACCUGAUCAGGGAAUGGAUAAUGACACAUAUUGGCAGAAUUACUGACUGAGACACCAAGCUGUGACCAGGGAGAGAGAGAGACGUUUCAUUCAUCACAGUGGCUUUCAUAAAUCUGACCGUACAACAGAUAAGUGUCUAAUGCAGACGGCAUCCUUUUAUGAACCACUAUGCAGACAUACUGUCAAUUUUCACGCUCAUAUAUCACUGCGACAAGAGUCAAGGGCAGGCAUGAGACAAUAUCAUACAGAAAAAGCUUUCUGAAGGGAAUGCACAAAGGCUCAGCUCAGACAGAAAAGCACAGGCUUAUAUCAAACGAUCUGCUUUAAGGUUAUUCCCAUAGCUCUUCCACAUUUUAUCACGGUCAAAAUGAAAGAACUACACCAGUAUACGAAAGCACAUCGGACUGCAAAAAAGAAACAAGAAAUCUGGCAAGGCAUGCAUUGGUCAAAACCGACUCUGAAAUCCUUGCUAAUGUGCCAAUGCUUGCUAUAAAUUCUCGUUUUCGAACAUGCCAACACAUUAAAUCGAUGUUGCAUAGCUAGAUGCAUUGCAUUCUUGGGUUAGGGAAUGUUACAGGCAAAGAGUCCAGGUCAUUUAAACAGGGACGUUUGAGAUGGACUGGGUUUACAUUACGAUUUCAAGUAUACAGAAACGUUGUUAAUGUUUUGUGAGGUGUGAUCAGGUGUUUGGUGCCACUUAGCCAUUGGCUGUCUAUGCAGUCAGCCAUAUGCGGGACCAAUGAAGAUUUUUUUAGAGACAUGAGCGCUUUUAAACUUCAUGGAGACACUGUGCUCUCUAGUUCUUUGCACUGCUGUGGGCAGGACUGUGAUGUCAUGCGAAAGCUCUGAUUGAUAUCUGCUCAGGUGAGAUAAAGCCACACCCCUAAGGAUGGGGCCAGAUGUGUGAAGCCCCUCCCCUUACUGCCAUCACAUACCAGAUCACUAACAACAUACAGUAUCAUAACAACUGCACGUAAAAAUACAUAGACAUCCAUGCACACAUCAUGCUUAUACACAAACGCAGGUACAUACAUACACAAAGCUGGCAUCCAAGUAAAACGCAUUGCCUUGGAGACCUGGGUUCACUGUGAUUUAAACGUAACUUUAGGGAGGGGCUCAAAGGUCAGAGGUAUGAUGUCAUAACGGUUUACAAAUGGAGGAUUAAUCCUGCAAUUAUUGCAUCACUAAGGGCCAGACUUUCCCAGAUUAAACAAGAACUAGGUAAUAUAAGGACAUUGAAGUAGUUCAUAUAAACAUUCCUUACAAAAACAAUACUGGUGUGCAUCUUGCGACAAAACAAUGGCACUGAUAUAUUAUGUUAAGAAAGGUCAGUGCAAGAUCCGCUUUAGUCAAACAUGCCUGGUCCGGAAAACUACUCUGAGAAAUAGCUACUGGUAAAAAAAACCUAUGUUAGGGAUGCACAGCAGUAACAUUUAUUUACCAGUAGAGGGCAGUAGCAGUGUACAUGUAGUAUCCUUCACAUGCACUGUGUCCCAAUUCACAUACAUAAACUGUGGACUAAAAAGUAUUACUAUCCUUCACUAGUGAUGAGAAAAGUGCAUACUUUAAAGUAUAUAUAUGAUAUUACAACUUUGUAGACACAUAACAUCAUGUCACGCCAUGUUAAAGACACACCUGCCUCUUGUUUGUGUUUGCAUGUCGGCAUUAGAAUUUACUUUUAAGUUCAUUAAUGUAACUUUUGAGAUGUAUAUGUUAUUCAAAGCUUGGACAACUUCACCUGCAAAACUUGAAGGAGAACUUUAAUAAAUGCAUCUGAUUUAGUGGGAAAUAUUCCCUGCAAAACAUUGUGCUAAAAAUAAGGAAUACAUAAGGAAAAUAAUAAGAUUUAAGCACCUUUACUUUUAACAUGAUACAAAAUUGGCAAAUUUUUACUUUGGGUAGUUAGUUACUCCUACAUAUACAUUGUGAAUUGGGAUGCAGGCAUAUAAACUGAGAAUACUAUCAUAAAUGUAACUUUUUCUAAACGCUAUAAAGAUCGAAAGCCAAAAUCAAAAUGUUCAGGUCUCUGGGGAAUUAUCAGGCAAUAUCAUGGGCUAAUAGCAUUAAGAUAUUUUUAUUGAGACUUUGUUUUGAAUAUAAUAGCUAGGUAAUCUGAAAAUAUUUCACUUUAAGAGCCAGAGUUCAAACCGGACGUACAUCACUUAACACAGUUAGCUUAGCUAUUUGCAAGGGUCGGAUAUAAAAUGACCUAAAAUGAAGCCGGACAGGUUCUCGAGCACUUGUGAUGCAAUUGAGUAAUUUUAAUGUGAACGGUUAUGAAAUGUGAAUACGGGUUUAUGUGGCACAUAUUGACAAUGCUUUGAUAGUUUCUUCUUUAACCAAGUCAAAAACCACCAUUUGUGUCACAAAUAAAAUGAAAGAGCCACUUACUGUACCAGGUCCUCCAGAGUAGUUAGCAGUAAUCUUGCAGUGCACUUAUAUUUUACACAUACAAAGUGAUCUUCUGAUAUACAAUAUUCUUUAUCCCUAGAUGUUGAAGAAAAAACACAAUGAAUCAAUGUAUACUCCACUUUAAAAAAAAACAAUGAAAUGUAAAGUUGGAUAAAAAAGAGAAACCUUUGAAAUUAUGGUUGACACACAAGCUUCUCAUUCACACACACAAACUUUCUCUCUUUGCAGUUUUGGGUUUUGCAGUAUGUAAAUAUUCUCUAGUUUAAUCAGUGGAUGGGUUUGUUGCACUAUUGGUGUGUGACAUAAGCACAGUGGUUUCCAAGUAUGUCUGUGUAUGUGUGUGCGCGUGCGCGCGUGCGUCUUUUGCACUCAGAGUGUUGCAGUCUACCUUUUCUAGUAUUUUUAUUUUGAAAUGUUGAAAAAAAGAGUACACGCGAAAAGAGUAUGCUUAUUGUAACCGGUUUCUUUUAAUAAUAAUUUACAGACUAUGACAGAAAUAAAUACAUAUGUUUUUGCAUA